Molecule: messenger RNA, 1587 nt
Organism: Pollicipes pollicipes
Lineage: Eukaryota; Metazoa; Arthropoda; Thecostraca; Pollicipedomorpha; Pollicipedidae
Gene: Lsm10
Product: U7 small nuclear RNA associated Lsm10
Exons: 4
Coding region: 115-564 (149 amino acids)
Biological process (GO): mRNA 3'-end processing by stem-loop binding and cleavage
Cellular component (GO): nuclear body; cytoplasmic U snRNP body
Molecular function (GO): U7 snRNA binding; histone pre-mRNA DCP binding
Source: RefSeq, a predicted model, not a curated record
UGCGCUGUCCGUGCUUUGAGCGUGGUUACUGCAAUGGAUAGGCUUAUUAGUUAAUGCGUGCUCGAGGCUUUCGUGCUGGAUAAAACAGUUUAGUACACAUGAGCACGUGCUUAAAUGGCCAGCAUGGAGGAAGCCACCAACGUGCGCAUGUCGGCCAGGGAAAAGUUUUACUCCUGCAACACGCUGGUGUGCCUGCUGCAGGGCCUUAAGGGCUACAGAACUACCGUGGAGCUGCGGAACGAGGCCGAGGUGUUCGGCACGAUCGCCAGCGUGGAUGGGUUCAUGAACGUGACUGUGGAGGGAGCGACCUUCACCGACCCGUCUGGCCAGCGGGCGCGCUUCGACGCGUUCUUCGUGCACGGCCGGCAGAUCCGCUACGUUCAGAUUCCAGAUGAGGUGUCUCCGCUGUCGGUGAUCCAGCAGCAGCUGAGCGUCCACCAGAGCGGCGGUCGUGGUGGCCGCCGGGAGGAGGCAGACCAAGUGCGCCGCUCGCGCAAGACCAAGAAGGCCGAGGCGUACACGCGGGAGACGGUGCAAGCCAUGAACCGGCCGGCACCCUCGUAACGCGGCUGGAGGGAAGGGGAGGGGACCUGACUGGUCUGCUGAGGGUUAGGAAGCCACAGCUGCUACCUCUGCUGCCCUCAAGGAUAGCGUUUUUACCCUGCUAAGGCGCCAGGCAUCGUUGGUCGCGCUGUUUGUGGUGUGGCCAAGGAAGGAUGGCCGCCCAAGCCCGAUUUGUACGCUCAUGUCUGCCCGUAUGUGAUCGGGGGAAAUGCCGUUACCGAACUUAUCUGCUGAGGCUAGGUGGCACCACCUGAUUGUGAUUUGCUCAAAUGUCUUUGUUCAGGUAACCGGCUGGCUUACCUGGGUUGGGUGUCUCCAUCAGCCGAGGUCGUACUGAUGCCACUUGCUGUCGGUCGCCGAUGAUUGUUAGCUCGAUCUGCACACGACAUGAUUUGAGCUUUGAAUGCGCCUAGUCAUUUUGGAAGAUCCGUUGUGUUAAGACAUUGUUUCUGAAGUGUUUCAUGCAUUCUGGUAUGUUUUAAUGGUAGGUGAUCUCGAUUUGCGGCACAUUUGCGUUGGUGGCGCUGCACCGUCCAGUGUUGACAUUGGAUGCGUGGAUCAAGUGGGAUCAUCAUCAUGCAUGAAGGAGCACAACAUCGCUCUUCGUCACCCCGAUCCGUCGGAACCGUAAAACAAUAGCUCCGCAUCAACAUGUUUGUUCUCCACGCUUAGACGCGGUGCGAUGCUCGCAACCACUCAGCGGAAAACAGUGAAAGCUCGGGUACAUAAUGUAAACUGACGCGCCAAGGAAACUCGGCUGCGCCCCGGAUAACCCCGUUCUCGCCGUGUUUCCGUGCGGGCGUGUGAACAGGCGGGACUGUAACCGAUAUACACGGUUGUAUGAGGUAGUUUGGCGUGGCAACGACUUAAUGGCGCACGUGCAUUUCGUUUGAAAUCCGGAGAGUCGGGUGCCUGCCUCGUGCAUAAAAUGGAGUGAUCCCUCUGAAAUGUUGCUGCUCUAGGUGCUGUGCAUUGCAUGGCAGUAAGACGGACGAGCCGCCCAAGUUAAGAAUAGCAAUAAAA